Trypanosoma cruzi is the source of this 1212-nucleotide messenger RNA. RefSeq lists its product as uncharacterized. The transcript has a single exon. Lineage: Eukaryota; Euglenozoa; Kinetoplastea; Trypanosomatida; Trypanosomatidae. Bases 1 to 1212 code for a protein of 403 amino acids. The record is from RefSeq and is a predicted model, not a curated record.
AUGUCUCAUGAUCCAUCGCCGAAGCAAACCCUCGAUGAUAGUCGCGUGGGCACUUUUGACUGCUCGUACCUCCUUCAGCGAGUGAGGAGUGCGAUGGGCCCGCAGUAUCGGUCCAAGAAUGCCUUUGAAACGGCCUGUAGAAGUAUGAUCACUCUGUGGUCCGCACUGAACUGUUCCAUGUUGAAAAAUGAUGUCUACGAGGCACUUCUUUUGCUCUGGCCGAUUUUUCUCAAGCAGGGCGUUGUGUUUUUGGCGAGUGAUUCACCCAUCUUGUGUGCACGGUCUCUUUUGGAACCGCUUGUGAUGUCUGCUUCUUCCACAUCCGUGAAGGAUGUCGCUUCGAUCAGCGAAGCAAACACCGCAUGCAUUGGGGAAAUUAUGCAACUGCUCAUCUCUGAGUUACGCCAGCGAACGAUGACGUUUUCGUCGCUUAUCCCGCCUUUGGGUUUGCUGCAGGAAUUGACAGGAAUUAUUGAGCUUCUACAGGAGUACCACCUCACAGGCAGUAAUACCACCUUUUCUUCCGCUAAAAUAGAGUUGGUAGAUGCAUACAAUUCCUUAAUUGAACGCUACAGCUUACGGUUUGUGGAAGACGUCGCUUUCCCGAGCUACUGGAAUUUGAAUUGGAGCGCAUCUUCGUCAUGCUUUCUUCUAAAUGGAGUGCACCCCACUAUCUACUUUUGCUUCAAUUCAUUAGUGGGUCUUGUGGAUUGGUGCGGGUAUCCUAUUCAAAUGGUAGAUUAUAUGCCCUGUCGUCAGAUUGUUGCCCACGUGUGGGAGAGGAGUGCAUUGGCAAUUGCCGUUGUUGCGGAGGAAAAGGAAAUCAGCGAGGUACGAAAAAAACAACUGCAGGUGGACACAAUGCACCUGGUGCUUUUUGCCCGCAUGUUUCGCAAAUUUCUGGGUGAGCGACUUUCUGGGGUGGUUUCAUCCGCUCUUGUGCGGCUUCUUGAAACGGUGGCAAGACAUGUAAGCUUGGAAACGCGUAAAGGCAGUUCUUCUCAGUCCGUAGCUGCAGCCUUUGAGACGAAUAUUUGGAAUGUGCCCCCCAUUGAACCCGCGGAGUGGAUCCAAUGUGUACGUGCCAGAGGAGGCAAAAAGACGACGAAUGCCUUCAUACCUUGGAGUGAAGACUUCAUUCGGGCGUCUCACGUGAAAGCGGCGCAAAAGCCACCCGAAGGUUGGCAGUCUAUUUCCUUUCAACAACUUUAA